Messenger RNA from Lethenteron reissneri (Far Eastern brook lamprey), 3100 nucleotides. RefSeq names its product semaphorin-6D-like. Gene Ontology annotation, molecular function: chemorepellent activity; semaphorin receptor binding. Gene Ontology annotation, biological process: axon guidance; neural crest cell migration; semaphorin-plexin signaling pathway. Lineage: Eukaryota; Metazoa; Chordata; Hyperoartia; Petromyzontiformes; Petromyzontidae. Gene Ontology annotation, cellular component: plasma membrane. The record is from RefSeq and is a predicted model, not a curated record.
GUGGGGGGGGGGCUGUGGGGGGAGCUGCACCGUGCAGCCGCUGCCGUCACUCGAAUGCGGCUCCACUCUCCGCGAUCUCAUCUCCACCUCCUCAUCACAAUCCUCCUCGCCAUCUCCUCCUAUCCUCUCUCCCCUCAUCUCCCCCCAUCUCCCCUCAUCUCCCCCCAUCUCCCCCCAUCUCCCCUCAUCUCCCCUCAUCUCCUCUCUCCCCGCAUCUGUCGACGCUCCGUGUCUGCGACUUCGCGAGCCCAGCAUGGCGGCCCCUUCUCUCUGCCUGCUGGUGCUGCUGCUCGCCGUCUCCCGCGCUCUCCACGCGUUCCCUGCCGACGUCGACCCCAUCACCAUCACUGUCGGCAGAGACAGCGAGAGUCUCCCCGUGUUCCUGGGAGAGGACGACUCCACCAACAGCAGCCUCAACGUCCAGCUGCUGCUCCUGAUCGGAGCACGCCUGCUCAUAGCAGGGCGGGACCACGUGUUCACUGUGGAUCUGAGCCGCCCCGUGCAUGGCGCCAUCACCCACAGCGCGAAGCUGACGUGGAUGGCGGAGCGCCAGGAGGUGGACCGGUGUCUCAUGAACGGCAAGACGGAGGAGGAGUGUCACAACUUCAUGAAGGUGGUUGCGCCACGAGGAGACGGACUCCUCUUUGUGUGCGGCACCAACGCAUACAGCCCCACGUGCAGGAACUACCAGCUGGCGGACCUGUCCUUCACUGGGGAGCAAACGAGUGGCCUCGCCAAGUGUCCCUUCGACCCCCGGCAGGGAGGGGCGGCUGCCUUCGCAGGCGAGCGUCUCUACUCGGCCACGGCCGUGGACCCCCUGGGGGUGGACGCGGUGGUCUACGGGAGCCUGGGGCCCGGGCCCCCCCUGCGCUCCCUCAAACUCGACUCCAAGUGGCUCAAGGAGCCCGUGUUCGUGAGGGUGCUGGAGCACGGGCAGCAUGUCUACUUCUUCUUCACGGAGAUCGCCGUUGAGCUCAGCUCCAUGGGCAAGGUGCUGUUCUCGCGCGUGGCGCGCGUCUGCAAGAGCGACGCGGGGGGCUCUCAGCGCGUGCUGGAUGGCCACUGGAGCUCGUUCGUGAAGGCGCGACUCAACUGCUCGGUGGGGGGCGAGGCGCCGGGGGACGCCCCCUUCUACUUCAACGAGCUCCAGGGGGUCUCCGAGGUGCUCCACAUCGGGGGUCGCGAGCUCGUGCUCGGGGUCUUCACCACCCCCCUCAACAGCAUCCACGGCUCGGCCGUGUGCGCGUUCGACAUGGAGGACGUGGCCAGCACCUUCCAGGGCCGCUACUCGGAGCAGCGAGGGCCCGACGGCCCCUGGCUCGCCGUGCCGGAGGCCCGCACACCCACCCCCAGGCCCGGUGCGUGUGCGGGCGAGGGGGAGGCGGCUGCGUUCCCCCGCUCGCCGCUGCUGCCGGACGAGGCGCUGAGCUUCGCCAAGACGCACCCGCUGGCUCACCGCGCCGUCAACGCCGUCUCCCCGCAGCCCUGGUUCGUGCGCUCCGGCACCCGCUACCGGCUGACCCACAUCGCGGUGGACGUGAGGGCGGGGCGCCACGGCAACGAGACGGUGGUGCUGCUCGCGGCGCAGAGCGGCGUGCUGCUCAAGCUGCUGCUGCUGCCGGGCGGUGGCGGCGGUGGUGGCGGUGGUGGUGGCGCCGUGCUGCUCGAGGAGGCGGAGCCCUACAGCGCCCGCGACUGUGGCGAGCGGUCCCCGCGCGCGGUGCGGGCGCUGCUCGUGGACGCGGAGCGCCACGCCGUCUUCCUCGCCUUCUCCUCCUGCGUGCUGCGCCUCCCGCUCAGCCACUGCGCGCGGCACGCAGACUGCAAGAAGGCUUGCCUGGCGUCCCGGGACCCGUACUGCGCCUGGUCGGGGGGGACCUGCAGCCGCGUCACGCCAUCAUCCCACGGCAGCCCCAUGGCGGAGCAAGCCCUCGCCACGGGGAGCGCGGGGAACCUGCCUGACUGCGCCGACUCCGUUGUGACGUCCAGCGGAGCGAUCCGCGAGCCGCGGGUCUCCACCUCCCCGGGCCGCGUCCCCGCCGGCAUCGUGUGGCUCUGCCUGCUCGGCGCCUUCGCUCUCGGCGCGGCGCUCUCCUGCGUCGCCACCGUCUGCCUCUUCCGGCGCUGCCGGCCCCGGCGGCCCGAGCGGCCGCGCAAGCCGCCGCCCGCGGCGCCGGCCCCGGGCGCCGGCCCGGGGCCGGCGGGGCCCUACGGCCGUUCGCGGCUGCUCGAGGAGCUGCUGCUGGAGGGCGCCGCGCGGGGCAAGGUCGACGCCGUGGCCAGGUCGGCCGCGCUGCUCGUGCCGCUCAUGGCCGUCGGCAAGGUGGACGUGACGGCGCUCGAGUGGGCGGGGGGGCUCCCCCCGCCGUUCCCCCGUGCCGGCGGCCGCCCCCUCCCCGAGCUGGCGGCGCUGCCCACCCCCGAGUCGACGCCGCCCGCGACGCGCAGGAAGGCGGGCGGCGGGGGCGGCGCCGCGGACCCCCGGCCGCGGCCGUCGCCCGUCGCGACCGCCGCGGCCGCCGCCGCCGCUUUCGCCGUUUGGCCCCGGGAGAGCGCCGGGUCGGACGCGACGACCGCGGGGGGGGACCCCGGGCAGCAGCAGGGCCACACAGAGCGAGUGAGCGCACCCAGCCUGGCGCUCGAGGAGCUGCUCAGGAAGCUGCAGGAGACCGGUCAGGUGACGCAGUGCAUCCUGGGAGAUGGGCGCCGUCCCCGCCCGGGCGGCCCGUCUGCCAACCGCGGCGGUCAAGCCGGCGCCGGCCCCGAAGCCGCCGGGCGCCGCUCCCCCUCCGGCUCCUCCCACCGGCGCUCCCCCACCCCGCGCGCCGGCCUCCUCCUCCUCCGGGCGCGCAGCGCCGCCGUGCGGACGCUAAGCGCCGGGAGCGGACGGGGGGAGCGCCCGCCCGGCCCGGGGACGCUGCGGAGCCGCCGGAGCCGGCGCCCCGGAGGCGCGACGAGCGAACAUCGGCGGUGGUCGAGGCCGGACGGCGCCACGCAGCGCCACGACCAAGGGCUUCGGGAGACGGUGCCUCACGCUGAACAAACGGCGGGAGGAGCCGGCAGAAAAACGGGAACGCGCGAGCUCCUGGCGGAAUGGUGA